ACCGGUCUUGCCGGUGCAGCCCAUGCAUGCGUGUACUGUUAAUGGGAGGUGACUGUAUUUUUCGCUGAGGAAAUAGCGAAAAAGCAUCAAUAUUUCAGGAUUGCGGCAAUCGAAUGACCACUGACUAGGAUCUAGGUCUGAUUUAGCCAGGUGCCUUAUUGAAGGCCCAGAUUACCAGUCAUGUUUGACGAGAACAAGAAAGUCUGGGUGCCAGACAUCGCCGAUGGAUUCCAACUUGGGCGCAUUGAGGACAUCGGGGCCGAGUCGAUCACGGUGGCGCCAAUCAACAAACCUGGCAAGCCUGUGGUCGCUCCAUAUGCUCGUGUUUUCCCGGCUGAGGAAGACGAAGAAAAAACAGUGGACGACAACUGUGCGUUGAUGUAUUUGAAUGAGGCGACCUUACUCAACAAUCUCCGACUGCGCUACAAGAGAGGCAAAAUCUACACGUACGUGGCCAACAUACUGAUUGCAGUCAACCCAUACAAAGAACUCCAAAACCUGUAUGACAACGAUACCAUCAGGCGCUACAACGGCAAAUCGCUGGGUGUGCUACCGCCGCAUGUGUUUGCUAUCGCGGACAAGGCCUUCCGUGACAUGAAAGUGACUAAACUCAGCCAGUCAAUCAUUGUGAGCGGAGAGUCUGGUGCCGGCAAGACAGAGUCAACCAAAUAUAUCCUGAGGUACCUGACAGAAAGCCAUGGGCAGGGAGCAGGCACCAUCGAGCAGCGCAUCGUGGAGGCCAAUCCCCUCCUAGAAGCCUUUGGUAACGCCAAGACCAUGCGAAACAACAACAGCAGUCGCUUCGGCAAGUUUGUGGAGAUGCACUUUGGGGAGAAGAAUGCUGUGGUGGGUGGCUACGUGUCUCAUUACCUUCUUGAGAAACCCCGCGUCAUCUGGCAGAACGGUGAAGAACGCAACUACCACAUCUUCUACUACCUGUGUGCUGGGGCACCAGACAAUGUACGCAAGGAACUCGGCAUAAAGACGCCUGAUGACUUUCAGUACCUUAAGAAUGGCAACACCCUGUUCUUCACUACCAAGGAAACGCACAAGAGCCUGCCUGACGACAGGAAGAGUAAAAUGUACAAGAAACACGGAGGCCUGUAUGACAUCGCGCUGGACGACUACAAAGGCUACGCGCGGGUUGAGGGCGCUAUGAAGAAAAUCGGCCUGGAGGACAAAGAGAAGUUAAAUAUCUUCCGCGUGGUUGCCGGGGUGAUGCAUCUUGGGAACGUCAGCUUUCAAACGUCGGACGGAACGCAAGGGGGAUGUUUUGUACCAGAGACGGCCGAGUCCGAAUUGACCAAGACCGCUGAGCUCUUCUCGGUUCCCGUCAAUGACCUACAGGAAUGCCUGACCAGCCGCAUUAUGCAGACUACCAAGGGAGGCCACAGGGGAACGCUCAUCAAGGUACCGCUGAACGUGGAGCAGGCGUGCAAUGCUCGGGACGCCCUCGCCAAGACGAUCUACUCGCACCUCUUUGAUCGCAUCGUCCAGCGAGUCAACGAGUGCUUCCCAUUCAAGUCCUCCGCGUCAUACAUCGGCGUGUUGGACAUUGCCGGCUUCGAGUUCUUCACUCUCAACAGCUACGAGCAGUUCUGUAUCAACUACUGCAACGAGAAACUCCAGCAGUUCUUCAACAAGCGUGUCCUCAAAGAGGAGCAAGAGUUGUAUCAGAAGGAAGGUCUGGGAGUCAACGCUGUGCAGUACGUGGACAACCAAGAUGCAAUCGAUCUGAUCGAGGGCAAACCGUCCGGUAUUCUGGAACUAUUGGAUGAAGAGAGUAAACUGCCCAGAGCCAGUCCCAACAACUUCACUCACACAGUGCAUCAGAAACACAAGAAUCACUUCCGACUGGAGAUACCAAGGAAGUCCAAGUUGACUAGUCAUCGUAAUCUACGAGACGACGAAGGCUUCCUCAUUCGGCACUUUGCCGGUGCCGUGUGCUACCAGACGAGUGAGUUUAUUGAGAAGAAUAACGACGCCCUCCAUUCCUCCUUGGAACAUCUGGUGCAAGAGAGCAAGGAGGAGUACGUCAAGAGUCUCUUCCCUGGACCCCCGGCUCUUCCCUUCAUCUCUAAGCUGGCCUUCGAGAGUAUUGGAAUGAAAUUCAAGACACAACUCAAUCUGUUAAUGGACAAACUGGAGAGCACCGGUUCUGCUUUCAUCCGUUGCAUCAAGCCCAACGGCAAGAUGGUGGAGGAUCUGUUCGAGGGAGGGCAGAUUCUCAGUCAGCUCCAGUGCUCAGGAAUGGUGACCGUAUUGGACCUGAUGCAGGGAGGCUUCCCAUCCCGUACACAGUUUUCCGAUCUCUAUGACAUGUACAAGAAGUACAUGCCUGCCGAACUGGUUCGUCUAGAUCCCCGACUCUUCUGCAAGGCCCUGUUCCACGCCCUGGGCCUCGACGACCGCGACUACAAAUUCGGCCUGACCAAAGUCUUCUUCCGUCCGGGCAAGUUUGCUGAGUUUGACAAGAUGAUGAAGGGCGAUCCGGACACCUUGCGGGAACUGAUCAAGAAGGUCCGUCGCUGGCUGAUCUGCACUCGCUGGAAGAAGGCGCAGUGGGGGACGCUGAUGGUCAUCAAACUGAAGAACAAGAUUCUGUACCGUCGAGCGUCCCUGGUCAAGAUGCAGAGCAUGGUUCGUAUGUUCCUGGCCGUCCGCAAGCAUCGCCCAAGAUACAGAGGUCUGAUGCAGGUCCGCAAACUGCAGAAGGAAUUCCUACAGAUGAACGAGAUCGCCAAGGGUGUUGAGGACGCAACCACCAGGAAGCACGCAGAGGAUGUCGGCAAGGAACUGGCUGCACUCGUCCACAAGAUUAAGACAAACACCAACCUGAAACGGCGGGAUAUCGAGGACGCCCACCUGAUCCUGGCGGAGAAAGUACGCCGUCAGAUCCAACUCCUGAUGCAGAAGAAAGCGGCCGAGGAGAAAGAGCGGGAACGCCUGCGCCGCAUCCAGGAGGAGAUGGAGCGAGAACGGAAACACCAGGAGGAGCUGGAACGCCGCCGCAAGGAGGAGGAGGCAGAGAGGGAGAGGAAACGUAGACUGGACGAGGAAGAACGAAAGAAGAAAGAAGAGAUGGAACGACGACGUAUUGAGGAGGAGGCCUCGCUGCAGAAGCGGCUUGAGAUGGAACGCAAGAAAUUGGAGGAGGAGAGACGCCAGUUUGAGUUGGACAAGAAGAAACAGGCUGAGGAGACGGCCAGACUGCAGGAACAACUUAGAAAACAAGCUCAGUUGGAGCAGGAGCGACGUGAUCAUGAGCUGGCGCUCCGCCUGGCUCAGGAGGCUGAGUCUCAAGUAGUGCCAGUUGAGGAACCAGUCAGAAUGGAUAUGGCAUCUGUGGUGAACGCUGCCAUGGUCGCGGCCGCACCCCAGCCCAAGUACGACUUGUCCAAAUGGAAGUAUGCCGAACUGCGAGACACUAUCAACACAUCCACAGAUGUUGAUUUGCUGGCUGCUUGUAAGGAAGAGUUCCACCGUCGUCUGAAGGUCUAUCACGCCUGGAAGAUGAAGAACAAGAAACAGACGGCGGUAAAGCAAGAGAGAGCUCCUGAAGCAGUCAUGCAGAACACCAUGCAAGCCCCUCUCAUCCCAGCCCCAUCUGCACCCCAGGUCACCAACAACGCCCAACGCUUCUUCCGCGUGGCGUUCGCCCGUCCCUCUCAGAACCCAGGGGUACGCGAGCGCAGUGUCUGGUACGCUCACUUCGACGGUCAGUGGAUCGCUAGACAGAUGGAGGUUCAUGCCGACAAGCCGACCAUUUUGUUGAUAGCGGGUAAGCACACAAAUAGCAUCUCUUUUACAUUUAUAAUUUUUAUUUUUUAAC
Molecule: messenger RNA, 3832 nt
Organism: Patiria miniata (bat star)
Lineage: Eukaryota; Metazoa; Echinodermata; Asteroidea; Valvatida; Asterinidae
Product: unconventional myosin-VI-like
Exons: 27
Coding region: 181-3831 (1216 amino acids)
Biological process (GO): endocytosis; vesicle transport along actin filament; actin filament organization
Cellular component (GO): cytoplasm; myosin complex; endocytic vesicle
Molecular function (GO): ATP binding; actin filament binding; microfilament motor activity
Source: RefSeq, a predicted model, not a curated record